Cladophialophora immunda is the source of this 309-nucleotide messenger RNA. RefSeq lists its product as uncharacterized. The coding region runs from base 1 to 309 and encodes 102 amino acids. The transcript has a single exon. The record is from RefSeq and is a predicted model, not a curated record. NCBI's taxonomy places the organism in Eukaryota, Fungi, Ascomycota, Eurotiomycetes, Chaetothyriales, Herpotrichiellaceae.
AUGCUCAGAUAUUCUGGUGGUUCCAACGCCACCACCAUUGGAGAUCCGGCUAUCUUGGGAAUACCCCGUAUACAAGAGGUACAAGGAACAAUACCGCCGCACACGCGGCGAAUGAGGCAACAUCUCCCUUCCCCACCGCAGAUCCCCCUGUCGAUGUCACUCCACUCAUCAACUGACACUAUUGUCAGAUCGUUUCCGGAAUGGGUAUGCUACCACCAUCCUCCCGCCGUCCUCGAGCAUGACAUGAACCAUGAUCCCAUUAUACAGCCCUUGCGCCAUUUUCCAUGUGGCCUGGCCUUGGUGGUAUGA